AUGGCGGACGAAAACGAAGAACUCGAACCCUUGUUUGAUUACACUCGCGUUCAACCCAACAUCGUUUGUCUUGAUGAUGAUGAUGACGACGACGAUGUCGUUUGUGUUGGUAAGAAGAGAAAAAAGAAUUCUCAGCAAGAAGUUGAGAAUGGGAAGACUAAUGUGGAAGCUGUGCCAGUGAGUGUGGUGGACGUUGAGGAUGACGAUUGGUUACCUUCUCCGCCAAAGGUCACAAGGAUGGCUGAGAUGAAGAUUGAUGAGCAGGAUUCGACUUUAAAGAAUUUGAGAUUGAAGAAGAAAGAGCUUGCCUCUUUUGCUGAAUCAGCAAAAGAAUUGUUAAAAACUGUUGAGUCUGUAGAAAUGGAAAAUUUUGAUUCAUUGCAGACAUCCACGGACGAUGCAAGUGAAAAAACAUCAAAACCUUCUGAGCGGGCAAAGAUCCUCAUCUCUGUUCAAGACAAGGAUGAAACAAAGCAGAUUCGUAUGUUCAUGGAUGACAAGUUUGAAAGGAUUAGUAAAACAUAUGCAGAGAAAAUGAAGUGUGAUAUGAAACAAAUUGUAUUGUUAUUUGAUGGUGAUAAAAUAAGUUCAUCUGAAACCCCUGCUAGCCUUGGAAUGGAAGACAGUGAUAUGAUUGAAGUUCAUGUGAAAUCAAGCUGA
Messenger RNA from Lathyrus sativus (Indian pea), 660 nucleotides. NCBI's taxonomy places the organism in Eukaryota, Viridiplantae, Streptophyta, Magnoliopsida, Fabales, Fabaceae. The record is from the annotation of a GenBank genome assembly.